CCCACAAAGACCGGUUUCAGAAAUUAGGGAUUCGUCCACCUAAAGGAGUGCUUUUGUAUGGACCUCCUGGAACAGGGAAGACACUGAUGGCUCGUGCCUGUGCAGCACAGACAAAUGCUACUUUCCUGAAGCUAGCAGGACCUCAACUUGUUCAGAUGUUUAUUGGUGACGGAGCAAAACUUGUUCGUGAUGCCUUUCAGCUCGCAAAGGAAAAAUCUCCAUGUAUUAUUUUUAUAGAUGAGAUUGAUGCAAUAGGAACCAAGCGAUUUGAUAGUGAAGUAAGUGGAGACAGGGAAGUGCAACGGACAAUGUUGGAAUUACUUAAUCAGCUUGAUGGCUUUAGCAGCGAUGACCGAAUAAAGGUUAUAGCAGCAACAAAUCGUGCUGACAUUCUUGAUCCUGCUCUUAUGCGUUCUGGUCGUUUAGAUCGCAAAAUUGAGUUCCCUCAUCCAUCUGAGGAAGCAAGAGCUCGAAUAUUGCAGAUCCACUCAAGGAAAAUGAAUGUGCACCCUGAUGUCAACUUCGAAGAGCUGGCUCGAUCCACAGAUGAUUUCAAUGGGGCACAACUGAAGGCAGUUUGUGUAGAAGCUGGCAUGCUCGCUCUGCGACGAGAUGCAACUGAGGUGAUGCAUGAAGAUUUCAAUGAAGGGAUAAUCCAAGUCCAAGCCAAGAAGAAAACCAGUUUAAAUUAUUAUGCUUGAUACUGAGCAUAUGAGCUUCUAGUAAUGUAGUUGAAUUGAAGGUAUAUGUUGAAAAUGUUGAUUUUAUCUUUCCCCAACAAUCUUUGUUUAGAAUAUAUUUUAUCAUGAAGCGUCAUCGAAAUAUCAUGACGCAUCAUCAAAUGUUCUCUUGCUUUGUGCUUUACCAAGUUAUCAGGGUCAGGCCAACACGCUUUCAGAGUA
Molecule: messenger RNA, 902 nt
Organism: Elaeis guineensis (African oil palm)
Lineage: Eukaryota; Viridiplantae; Streptophyta; Magnoliopsida; Arecales; Arecaceae
Source: RefSeq, a predicted model, not a curated record